Messenger RNA from Recurvomyces mirabilis, 1887 nucleotides. RefSeq lists its product as uncharacterized. Gene Ontology annotation, biological process: lipid oxidation. Gene Ontology annotation, molecular function: oxidoreductase activity, acting on single donors with incorporation of molecular oxygen, incorporation of two atoms of oxygen; metal ion binding. The coding region runs from base 1 to 1887 and encodes 628 amino acids. The transcript is spliced from 2 exons. NCBI's taxonomy places the organism in Eukaryota, Fungi, Ascomycota, Dothideomycetes, Mycosphaerellales, Teratosphaeriaceae. The record is from RefSeq and is a predicted model, not a curated record.
AUGUUUGGCCGUUCGAUUUCUGCAUAUAUCUGUUAUGCCGCCCUCGUACGUCUGGGUCAUGUCUCUGCUGUCGCAGUCCCUCGACAAGACCAAGACGCAGAUGCGGCCAGUGUCAUAAGCAAGGCACAGAACAUCGUGAACCCAUUGUCGCCCAAUCAGUCUGGCACGCCGCCUGAUCUUACUGUCCUUGGAAAUUAUUAUAUUACCCAGAAAUCACCUACACCACUCCUACGUGCCACCGGUAUCCUGACCAAGGCCUUGACGUUUCUCUAUGGACCAUCAAUCGCAGGCGGGCCAGCAUAUCCCACUGGUAUCCUCGGAUUGGUGAAAGUGACCGCCGAUCUAUUGGCAAUUCAGCUUGAUCUGACGCCGGAGACUGCGCAAGCACUAGUCGACAAUACCGAUGCAAUCUUGGGGAUAGCCAAAUACGACGGCUUGCAGACGGUUGAAGACUACACUAAGCUCUACGACGGCGAAUGGAUGAAUACGCUACCAAAGGGUCCUGAUCUCGGUGUGCUUACCAACUACACGGACGAUCUUUUGUUCUCGAUGGAAAGGCUGUCCAACAGUCCAUAUCAAGUCCGCCGCCUCAAUCCAAACAGUGACUCGCUCAACUUCCAAAUCGACGACACAAUCGCCAAGAAUAUCACAGGUAGCACACUCCAACAACUCUUCUCGGCCGGUCGCCUCUUCUACUCCGACUAUCGCGAUCAAGGCAGUCUCACUCCAAACUUACUCCGUUACUCCGCCGCUUGCGAUGCUUACUUCUACGUCGACAUAAACGGCGACAAGUUCCUGCCUCUCGCAAUCCGUACGAAUGUCGGGUCGAACCUCAUCUACACCCCAGCGGAUACAGCGAACGAUUGGCUUCUAGCCAAGAUGAUGUACAAUGUCAACGACUUCUGGUUCGCGCAAUGGAAUCACCUGGCCAGUACGCACGAAGUAGUGCAGAUCGUGUACUCGGCCGCCAUUCGGACGAUCAGUGAAGAACAUCCGGUGCAAGCGCUGCUGAACAGGCUCAUGUCCGAGGUCUUCGCUAUCCAGCCGCUGGCUCAAACUGUGCUCUUCGACCCAGGCGCGGCGGUGGAUCUCGUGUUCUCCUAUAGCGGAACUUCAGCCCAAGCGUACACGGACAAGAAGUACAAGAAUGAUGGAAGUGGUCGGUUUCAGGCCAACUACUUCAAGACUGAGCUACAGAAUCGUGGAUUGCUUAAUCCGGCUACGGGGCCGACGCUGAAGCAUUUUCCAUUCUACGAGGAUGCCUCGACUAUUCAUGAUGCUAUUUCGACGUUCAUGACGGCUUUCGUUGGAUCCUAUUACUCCUCCGAUUCCGUUGUGGCGAUUGAUGGUGAGCUGCAGGCUUGGGCCAAGGAGUGCAAUGGCGUGUUGGCUGCUUGUAAGGACUUUCCUGCCGCUAUCUCAAGCAAGGCCGCGCUGGUGGACAUCUUGACGCAUAUUGCCCAUCUAGCAUCGACAUCCCACCACACGAUCAAUACUAACGAACUCUUGAGCAUUUCGUCUACUCUACCUUUCCAUCCCCCUGCUUUAUACAAGCCUCUGCCAAGUGCAAAGGGCGUAAACAAUGUGGCCGAGUACCUACCACCCUUUACUCAGGUCCUGACCCAAUUCACUAUUGGCGCCCUCUUCGCUCGCCCGGACUUCGUCGGCACCAAUCGCUCGCUGAUCCACAUGUUUGAUGUUCAGACGUUUCUAAGCAAGACGAACGAUCAGACAAGAGCGGCGAAUGGAGUUUUCAUGAGUGCUAUGAAGAGUUUCAGUUCGCAGGUCAGUUCGAGGAGGUUCGAUGGGGAGGGGUUGAGUCAGGGCAUGCCGUUUGUGUGGCAGGCGCUUAAUCCUAAUGUUAUGCCUUUCUCUAUUACUACCUAG